Ichthyophthirius multifiliis is the source of this 2373-nucleotide messenger RNA. RefSeq lists its product as hypothetical. NCBI's taxonomy places the organism in Eukaryota, Ciliophora, Oligohymenophorea, Hymenostomatida. The record is from RefSeq and is a predicted model, not a curated record. Gene Ontology annotation, biological process: nucleobase-containing compound metabolic process. The transcript is spliced from 10 exons. Gene Ontology annotation, cellular component: cytoplasm. Gene Ontology annotation, molecular function: ATP binding; AMP kinase activity.
AUGUCCGAUUUACCAAAAAUUAAAAAAGAUAUAAAAAAAGAACCCCCAAAGCAAAAGAGAUUUUACAUAGGUUCAUUAAACACAACUUUAGGACAAGAAUUAGUAGAAAAAUUAAGAAAUUAUAAUAUAAAUGAUGAAAAUCCACAUAUUAUAGUAGGAUCAUUAUCUAAAGCAUAAACUGAUAAUCCCGUACCAAAAGGAGUAUUUAGAGUUAUAGAUACUAAAAAAGUAGAUUUUUUAUCUAAAGUUUUACUUGAUUCUGAUAUUAUUAUAUAUGAUUUAAAUACAUGUGAUUUAGAAGAAGCAGAAUUCGCAAUAAAAAUAUUUAAAAUGGGAGAAUAUAAAGAUGAGAAAAUUUUAAUUUUUAUUUCUAGUAUAAUGGUUUGGUCUAAUACUCCCUUAAAAGAAAAAAAAGAAGGAGAUGAUGCAAAUGAAGAAUAAGAAGAAGGUUUAGAAGAGCCUUAAAGUGAAGAAGAUGAAAAUGCACCUCCUCCAUAAUAAGAAGAAGAAGAAAUAUAAAAAAAAACUUAUAUAAGAUAUACUGAAAAAGAUUAUACUUAAAGAAAUCCAUUACCCAAAUAUGAAAUUUUAAAAUCUUUAGAAACAUUGUGUAUAUCAGCUGGAAAUACAAAACCAAAUUUGAAAACAUAUGUAUUAUGUGCUGGUAUAUAAUAUGGUAAUGGCGAAGAUGUUUUAUAUGAACGUUAUUUUAAGGUAUUUUUUUUUUAAUAAAAUAAAAAAAUUUUAAAAUAAAAUAAAAAGUAAGCUUGGCUUUAAAAUCCUAAAGAAUUAUUAAUAUUCGGAGAAGGAAAAAAUAGAAUUCCGAGUAUUCAUGUUAAAGAUUUAGCAACUUUUGCAUAAAAACUAACCGAAAAACAACCUAAUUAAAGCUAUAUUUUUGCCAUAGAUCAUAAUUAAAAACCUACCUAAUUAAGUUUAGUAAAAGCCAUAAGUAAAGGUUUAGGUACUGGUCUAGUUAAAAAUAUUGGAUAUGAAGAGGCUCUUUAAUAUGAGAAUUUUGAUGUUUUUACAGUUGAUGUGAGAAUACGACCAACUAAAGCAUUUGAUUAGUUCCUAAGUUAAGAAGAUGAAGAAGAGGAAAAUAAUGAAGAAGAAGAAGGGGUUGAGAAGAAAGAAAAAUUCAAAUUCGAAUGGCAUUGUAAAGAAGGAUUGCCUGCAAAUAUUUAAAAAUUAAAUAAAUAAUUUAAUGACUAUAGAUUCUUAAAACCUAAUAAGAUUUUAAUUUGUGGACCUCCUGCUAGUGGAAAGAGUUAUUUUGGAGAACAAUUAUCUUAAUAUUAUAAUAUACCACAUAUAAAAAUUCAACAAGUAAUAGAGGAAAUAAAAAAUGCAUAAAAUGAAUUGUCUGAAGAAAUAAAAUAAUACUGCGAAGAAUAAAAAGAAGCUUUAAUAGAAAAAGCUUAAUACGAAUUCGAAAUUGAAAAAAAAAAAAAAAAAGGAAAAAAAGUUGAUCCUGAAUAAUUAGUUUUUGAUCCUUCUAAUAUUAUUGUUAGAUUAACUGAUGAAUAAUUAUAGAAAAUUUACAGAUGGAGACUUUCCUAAACUGAUUGUUUAAAUAGAGGAUAUGUAUUAGAUGGAUAUCCUAAAACUUUUGUACAGGCUAGAGCAAUAUUUUUAAAAAAUAAGCCUAAUGGUGAAGACGAUAAUUAAGAUGAUGAAAAUGCUGAAAAAAUUGUAGAUGAAAAUAUUAUGCCACAAAGCGUAGUUUUUUUUGAUGGAAGUGAUAUUUUUCUUAAAUAGAGGAUUAAAGAAUUACCUGAAGAGGAAUUAUAAAAUACUCAUUAUAAUGAAGAGGGUAUGAAUAGAAGAUUAGGCUAGUUUAGGAAAGAUAAUUUAUAAUAUACUGGGAAUCCGAUUCUUAUUGAUUUUUUUAAGGAAAAUAAUGUUGAUGUUUAAUAAGUUAAUGUUUUUAAUAAAACCAAUUAAAUUUUUGAUAAUUUAAGAAGUUACAUUGAAAGAAAUGGUGCUUUUAAUAAUUAUAUGAUACAUUAAACAUAUGAAGAAAAAUAAAGGGUAAAAGAAUUAGAAGAAUAAUUAAAAUUGUAAAAAGAAAAGGAAUAAGAAGAAGAAAGAAUAAGAAAUUAAAAAGAAGAAGAAUCUAGGAAAUUAUAAGAAGAAGAAUAUAAUAUAAAGAUGGAAAAAAUUAAAAAUACUGAAAAAGAUAAAUUAAAUGAAAAAUCUUACUAUUUAAGAUAGUAUUUAGCUGAUAAUGUUGUACCAUUCUUAACUGAAGGAUUAAUUUAAUUAUGUAAAGAUCAUCCAUAAGACCCAGUUGAUACUUUGGCUUAAUAUCUAUUUAAAAGAAGUUUAUAAGUAAAAUUUCCUAAUCCUUAAUAAUAUAACUAAUAUUGA